AUGGUCGACGAUUCAGCAUUGGCCGCCGCCGCCGCCAUCGUGCAGUCCCUUGCCGCCGAUGGCACCACGCCCAUGUCUCUUCCCUUCAAGGUCGAUGCGCGAAUCGAACUUCCCGGUCGUGAUACCCCUGCCAAACGAAGUCUGGAGAACGAGCUCGCCAAGCUCGCCCAAAGAAUCGAGAAACUCGAGAACCGAGCCCACGCCUCUGUGGCCUUCCCGGAGACGCCCAACGAAGUUCACGAUUCUCUCUUCGCCGACGACUCCGAGGGCACAUCACCGUCAUCGUCCAACAGUCGUCCUAUUUCCAGGCCCAAGUUCCAACGCGAAGGUACCGCCACAGCCGACCCGAGCCUCGCAGACAGCCCGCUGACUGACGAAGCCUUGGAAAGCUUGCAAGAGAAGGUGCUUGACCAGGAGAAAGGCAUUUCCAGCGCCAGACAGGAAAUCAGCAGUGUAAGCGCUCAGCUUCUCGAGCAAAAGGAACUCCAGGAACAGGCUUUCUUCAAGAUCGAACAGGAGCGAGUUGCUACUCUGGAACGGGAACUAUGGAAGCAUCAAAAGGCAAACGAGGCCUUCCAAAAGGCCCUGCGAGAAAUCGGUGAGAUUGUUACUGCUGUUGCGCGCGGAGACUUGUCCAAGAAGGUCCGCAUGAACACCGUCGAAAUGGAUCCCGAAAUCACGACUUUCAAAAGGACAAUCAACACUAUGAUGGAUCAGCUGCAGGUUUUCUCAAGCGAAGUCUCUCGCGUCGCCCGCGAAGUCGGAACCGAAGGUUUGCUCGGCGGUCAGGCUCGCAUCGAAGGUGUCGACGGCACUUGGAAAGAACUCACGGACAACGUCAACGUCAUGGCUCAAAAUCUCACGGAUCAAGUGCGAGAAAUCGCAUCGGUAACAACUGCUGUCGCCCAUGGUGAUUUGACCAAGAAAAUCGAACGCCCUGCCAGAGGAGAAAUCCUGCAACUGCAACAAACGAUCAAUACCAUGGUAGACCAACUGCGGACUUUUGCCUCUGAAGUCACUCGAGUCGCUCGCGAUGUCGGAACCGAGGGUAUUCUUGGUGGUCAAGCCGACGUCGAAGGGGUCAAGGGGAUGUGGAACGAACUAACGGUCAACGUCAACGCCAUGGCAAAUAAUUUAACCACACAAGUGCGAGAUAUCAUCAAGGUAACCACAGCCGUGGCCAAGGGCGACCUUACGCAAAAGGUUCAAGCGGAUUGCAGGGGCGAAAUCUUUGAUCUCAAGUCCACUAUCAACUCCAUGGUAAACCAACUUCAACAGUUCGCCCGCGAGGUCACCAAGAUUGCCAGAGAGGUUGGCACGGAAGGCAGGCUCGGUGGUCAGGCCACCGUCCACGACGUCGAAGGAACCUGGAGAGACCUCACCGAAAAUGUCAACGGCAUGGCGAUGAACUUGACGACACAAGUACGAGCAAUUGCCAAGGUCACCACCGCUGUCGCGAAUGGUGACCUGACUGAAAAAAUCAGAGUGCCUGUGAGAGGUGAAAUUCUCGAUCUCAAGAAUACCAUCAACACCAUGGUUGACCGUCUUGGAACCUUUGCUUUCGAGGUCAGCAAAGUCGCCAGGGAAGUCGGCACGGACGGAACUCUCGGCGGACAAGCCCAAGUCGACAACGUAGAAGGCAAAUGGAAGGAUCUCACCGAAAACGUCAAUACCAUGGCAUCGAACCUAACCUUACAAGUCCGAAGCAUUUCGACUGUUACCCAGGCCAUUGCCAACGGCGACAUGAGCCAGAAGAUCGAGGUGGAGGCGCAAGGAGAGAUACGGGUUCUCAAGGAAACCAUAAACAACAUGGUUGACCGGCUCUCCAACUUCUGCAACGAGGUACAAAGAGUUGCCAGGGACGUCGGCGUCGACGGCAAGAUGGGUGCUCAAGCAGACCCAGCUGGUCUGAAGGGUCGUUGGCGCGAGAUCACGACAGACGUCAACACCAUGGCUAGCAAUUUGACAACUCAAGUGCGCGCAUUCUCUGAUAUCACGAACCUCGCGACAGACGGGGACUUUACGAAACUGGUCGAAGUCGAAGCCUCCGGUGAAAUGGACGAGCUCAAACGAAAGAUCAAUCAGAUGGUGUCCAAUUUACGGGAUAGUAUCCAAAGGAAUACGCAAGCUCGUGAAGCAGCAGAACUGGCCAACAAGACGAAGUCGGAGUUCCUGGCAAAUAUGUCUCACGAGAUUCGCACACCCAUGAAUGGCAUCAUCGGCAUGACGCAACUGACACUGGAUACGGAUUUGACACAGUAUCAACGAGAGAUGUUGAACAUUGUCAACAGUCUAGCGAACAGUCUGUUGACAAUCAUUGAUGACAUUUUGGAUCUGUCCAAGAUUGAGGCUCGCAGAAUGGUCAUCGAAGAGAUUCCGUACACGUUGCGUGGAACUGUGUUCAACGCACUGAAAACCCUAGCCGUCAAGGCGAACGAAAAGUUCCUCGACCUCACGUAUCGCGUUGACAGCUCUGUACCAGACCACGUCAUUGGAGAUUCAUUCCGUCUGAGGCAGAUCAUUCUCAACCUAGUCGGCAACGCCAUCAAGUUCACGGAGCACGGCGAGGUUAGCUUGACCAUUAAGAAGGCAGAUCCUGUGGUUUGGGCUUGCAACCCUGACCAGUACGCCAUCGAAUUCAUCGUCACCGACACUGGUAUUGGCAUUGCAGCCGACAAACUUGAUCUCAUCUUCGACACAUUCCAGCAGGCCGAUGGUUCCAUGACCAGGAAGUUCGGCGGUACCGGUCUCGGCUUGUCCAUCUCGAAACGUCUCGUCAAGCUCAUGGGCGGCGACUUGUGGGUCAAGAGCCAACACGGUCAGGGCAGUGAGUUUCACUUCACGUGUCGCGUCCGUUUGUCGGAUCUCGGUGUCGAGGUCAUCGAGAAGCAGAUCAAGCCAUACAAGGGCCACGAGGUUCUCUUUGUCGACAAGGCGCAGUCGGGCUACGGAACUCAGAUCAAGACGAUGCUGUCCACCAUUGGCUUAAAGCCGGUUGUUGUCGAGUCAGAGAAGGACCCGUUGCUUACCGGCGUCCGGGACGCUCAGGCAAUGCCAUACGAUGUCAUCAUUGUCGACUCCAUUGACACAGCCAGGAGGCUCAGAUCUGUCGACGACUUCAAGUACCUGCCAAUCGUUCUCCUGGCGCCCGUUGUCCAUGUGAACCUCAAGUCCUGCUUGGAUUUGGGAAUCACGUCGUACAUGACGACGCCCUGCACCGCUGUUGAUCUCGGCAACGGAAUGAUCCCUGCCCUCGAGAACCGCGCCACGCCUUCUCUGGCCGACAACACCAAAUCGUUCGAAAUCCUGCUUGCUGAAGACAACCGAGUCAACCAGAGGCUUGCCGUCAAGAUUCUUGAAAAGUACCAUCAUGUGGUCACCGUCGUCGGCAACGGUCUUGAGGCGGUGGAGGCCAUCAAGAGGAAGAAGUUCGAUGUCAUUCUCAUGGAUGUCCAGAUGCCAAUCAUGGGCGGUUUUGAGGCAACAGGCAAGAUCCGCGAGUACGAGCGAAGCUUGGGCUCGCACCGUACUCCGAUCAUUGCCCUGACAGCCCACGCCAUGAUGGGUGACCGUGAAAAAUGCAUCCAGGCACAGAUGGACGAGUACUUGUCCAAACCUCUGCAGCAAAACCACCUUAUCCAGACCAUCCUCAAGUGCGCGACCCUCGGUGGCCAGCUGCUGGAGAAGAACCGAGAGAGGGACACGGCUCAGCAGCCAAGAGCAAAGGCUGCCACCAACGAGCAUCCCCAGUCUCAGCUUCGCCCACCUCUGGAGACCAGAGCCUUCACCUCAAAAGAACCAAUCACAGGACCCAGCCCAGCCAGCCCAGCGUUGGUCUCGGCGGAUCAGGAAGAUCCCAUUUCCAGGGCACGUAAUGGCCUUUCCGACUCGCGCAGCCUAACAAGCUAA
Colletotrichum higginsianum IMI 349063 is the source of this 3909-nucleotide messenger RNA. Its product is annotated as Hsp90-like protein. The transcript has 5 exons. NCBI's taxonomy places the organism in Eukaryota, Fungi, Ascomycota, Sordariomycetes, Glomerellales, Glomerellaceae. The record is from RefSeq and is a predicted model, not a curated record. Gene Ontology annotation, biological process: phosphorylation; phosphorelay signal transduction system; cellular hyperosmotic response. Bases 1 to 3909 code for a protein of 1302 amino acids. Gene Ontology annotation, cellular component: membrane. Gene Ontology annotation, molecular function: phosphorelay sensor kinase activity.